CGCCGAGCCGGGGGAGGGACGCAGAGACGCCAUUUUCGGCGGCGGGAGCAGUGGAGCCGGAGCCGGCGGGGCGGCGGCUGUGAGGAGGAGCCGCGGGGCACAGCGCGCGUGGGCGGCCGAGGAUGCUGCGGGGCGGCCGCGCCGGCGCCCCUCGCUUGUGACCGCGGCGCCGCACCUGAGGCGGCCGAGGCGACAGCCCCGGCGGUCCCGCUCGGCGCACGCGCCCGCGGCCUCCCGGUGCUGACAGCGCGAGCGCGCGACCCCGCGGGAGCAGCACGGUGAGUCGGCGGCGGGCCCGGGUCCUCCGGCCGCACCCGUGUCGCUUCCCGCCCCUGGCGCCUCCCGGCCCCUCUCCGGCCCUCGGGCUUCCAGCAGAAUGUAUGACAACAUGUCCACAAUGGUGUACAUAAAGGAAGACAAGUUGGAGAAGCUUACGCAGGAUGAAAUUAUUUCUAAGACAAAGCAAGUAAUUCAGGGCCUGGAGGCUCUGAAGAAUGAGCACAAUUCCAUUUUACAAAGUUUACUGGAGACACUAAAGUGUUUGAAGAAAGAUGACGAAAGUAAUCUGGUGGAAGAGAAAUCAAACAUGAUCCGAAAGUCACUGGAAAUGUUGGAGCUUGGCCUGAGUGAGGCACAGGUUAUGAUGGCUCUGUCAAAUCACCUGAAUGCCGUCGAGUCGGAGAAGCAGAAGCUGCGUGCACAGGUUCGUCGUCUGUGCCAGGAGAAUCAGUGGCUGCGGGAUGAAUUGGCCAACACGCAGCAGAAAUUGCAGAAGAGUGAGCAGUCUGUGGCUCAACUGGAGGAAGAAAAGAAGCAUCUGGAAUUCAUGAAUCAGCUAAAAAAAUACGAUGAUGACAUUUCUCCAUCAGAGGACAAAGACACUGAUUCCACCAAAGAACCUCUGGAUGACCUCUUCCCAAAUGAUGAUGACGACCCCGGUCAAGGAAUGCAGCAGCAGCAGAGCAGCGCAGCGGCGGCCGCCCAGCAGGGCGGCUACGAGAUCCCCGCACGGCUGCGCACCCUGCACAACCUGGUCAUCCAGUACGCCUCGCAGGGGCGCUACGAGGUCGCCGUGCCCCUCUGCAAGCAGGCCCUGGAGGACCUGGAGAAGACUUCUGGCCACGACCACCCAGACGUGGCCACCAUGCUCAACAUCCUGGCCUUGGUGUACAGAGACCAGAAUAAAUACAAAGAUGCAGCUAAUCUACUGAAUGAUGCCUUGGCCAUCCGUGAAAAAACUCUGGGCAAAGAUCAUCCUGCGGUGGCCGCAACUCUGAAUAACCUCGCAGUGCUUUACGGCAAAAGAGGAAAGUACAGAGAAGCUGAGCCGCUGUGUAAAAGAGCUCUGGAGAUCAGAGAAAAGGUUUUGGGAAAGGAUCACCCCGAUGUUGCCAAGCAGUUAAAUAACUUGGCCUUACUGUGCCAGAACCAGGGCAAGUACGAAGAAGUAGAAUAUUAUUAUCAAAGAGCCCUCGAGAUCUACCAAACAAAACUGGGGCCUGAUGACCCCAAUGUGGCCAAAACGAAAAACAACCUGGCAUCCUGCUAUCUGAAGCAAGGAAAAUUCAAGCAAGCAGAAACACUGUACAAAGAGAUUCUCACUCGCGCACAUGAAAGGGAGUUUGGUUCUGUAGAUGAUGAAAAUAAACCCAUUUGGAUGCAUGCUGAGGAAAGAGAAGAAUGCAAAGGAAAGCAAAAGGAUGGGACUUCUUUUGGAGAGUAUGGUGGCUGGUACAAAGCCUGCAAAGUUGACAGUCCAACUGUUACAACUACUUUAAAAAACCUUGGGGCACUUUACAGACGUCAAGGCAAAUUUGAAGCUGCAGAGACAUUGGAAGAAGCAGCCAUGAGGUCACGUAAACAGGGUCUUGACAAUGCUCACAAACAGAGAGUAGCUGAAGUGCUGAAUGACCCUGAGAACAUGGAGAAGCGGAGAAGCCGCGAGAGCCUCAGCGCGGAUGUGGUCAAGUACGAGAGCGGCCCUGACGGAGGGGAGGAAGUGAGUAUGAGCGUAGAGUGGAACGGGGAUGGCACUGGAUCUUUAAAACGCAGUGGUUCCUUUAGCAAACUCCGGGCUUCAAUUAGACGCAGCAGCGAGAAGCUGGUUAGGAAGCUGAAGGGAGGAGGUUCACGAGACAGUGAGCCAAAGGACCCUGGCAUGAAGCGUGCCAGUUCUCUGAAUGUCCUUAACGUGGGUGGCACGGUGGCCGAAGACCAUUUCCAAGAACGAAAUAAUUGUCUGGCAGACUCCAGAGCUCUGAGUGCCAGCCACGCCGACCUGGCCCCCACGGGUCGAGGCAGAGCUAGAUUAACCCCCAAGGCUAACGAGCGCUGAGACUCUCAAAGCUUGGCCAGGCCCCUCCCCCCUGCAGGGCGGCCCUGGGGUCGCCUCCUUUCCUGCAUGAUGACCUCCACCACCUGCUGGAGGUUUGCCCCGAAUUCUGUUAAGCGGUCUGCAGCCCUAGUGCCCAAGAGCCGCCAAAGCCCGACGGUGGGACCCGGCCAGGUGUGGAGCCGGCGCAGCGCGCUCGGGAUGGGCCGCUGCUCAUGGACACCGGCCCCAGCACCGAGAUCUGCUUUCAAUUGUAAUACUGUGUUAAGGCUGUUCAUUAAGACUGGAACCUUAAACUACAUCCUUUGAGAAUAGGAAUCCAGUGACCUGUGGCAGCGAUGCUGGGAUUAGGGAGCGGGGGAGACGGGGUAGCUGCAGGGAGGCCUUCGCCCCUCCUGGUCUGCAUCUCAGCGCCUUUGGAGCCCUUUCCCCCCUCCUGGCCUCUGUACACUAAGCACACGGAGAUGCAUGUUUUCCUUUUAAAAAGCUUUUCUUUGUAGCGUUAAGUAACACAGGGUGGGUUCUGACAGAUACAUUUUCUUUUGUUUCUUUUUUGUAAAUUUAUUUAUUUUGGCUGCGUUGGGUCUUCAUUGCCGCGCACGGGCUUUUCUCUAGUUGUGGCGAGCGGGGGCUUCUUAUUGCAGUGGCUUCUCUUGUUGCAGAGCACGGGCCCUAAGUGUGCAGGCUUCAGUAGUUGUGGCUCGCGGGCUCAGUAGCUGUGGCUCGCGGGCUCCAGAGCACAGGCUCAGUAGUUGUGACUCACGGGCUUAGUUGCUCCGCGGCAUGUGGGAUCUUCCCAGACCAGGGCUCGAACCCGUGUCCCCUGCACUGGCAGGUGGAUUCUUAACCACUGCGCCACUGGGGAAGUCCUGACAGAUACAUUUUCAAACCAACCCUGAGACGUUAUUCCUUAAGGGAAUCCGUGAGACGAGCUGGUAGGUUAAGAAGGUGUGAUUCCAGAUGACGCCAGCUGUACAAGGGGACAUCCCUGCUGAUGAGGUUUGAAAGAGGAUCUGGAAAGCUGUGAGCAUCCUUGUGAAAUGUUGUCAGGGUUAGUUUCUAGUUUACCUUAAUGUUAUGUGGGUGGUGUCACUGAGCAAAGGUGCUUCCAGCCACCUUUUCCUCAACAGUUGCACUGGGCUGGGGUGCUACAUGCUCCCUGUGGGGACUGGGGGGGGCUCACUGUGGGGUGCCCUUGGACUGCACGUGUCCUUCACCCCCAGUAUGGACCUCGGGCUGAGGGCUAGAGGCAGCAGCGUCCUGGGGUUUCGGUACAGCAAGGCUAGACUUUAAGCUUUGUUUAAAAGUUCCUAUAAUUCAGUAGUGGAUCACCUCAGGGCACCGGUGCUUGUGUUGGUGAGAGCUGCUGUGUCCCCUGAGAGGCAGGCACCCCAGCCCGGUGUUGGGGGCCCUUGAGGCUGACCAGUCUCCUGCAGCCUGUCUCCUCUGGCCUUUCCUCAGCUCCUGACUCCACUUAGGUUUUGCAGCUUCCAAUGGAUCAGGAACUUUCAAAAUGCUCUCUAGAGGUGUUUAAAAAAGUUUGAUGGGUUGUAAGAAACCACUGGAAAAAAGAGCAGAGCUGCGACCCCCCCGUAGGCACUGUGGCCCUUUCGGGUUCACGUUCAGGCGCAGUG
Balaenoptera acutorostrata (minke whale) is the source of this 3966-nucleotide messenger RNA. RefSeq names its product kinesin light chain 1 (gene KLC1). The record is from RefSeq and is a predicted model, not a curated record. The transcript is spliced from 16 exons. Gene Ontology annotation, biological process: axo-dendritic transport. NCBI's taxonomy places the organism in Eukaryota, Metazoa, Chordata, Mammalia, Artiodactyla, Balaenopteridae. Gene Ontology annotation, cellular component: cytoplasm; membrane-bounded organelle; kinesin complex. The coding region runs from base 377 to 2335 and encodes 652 amino acids. Gene Ontology annotation, molecular function: kinesin binding.